This is a messenger RNA of Cotesia glomerata, 666 nucleotides long. RefSeq names its product sperm flagellar protein 1-like. Gene Ontology annotation, molecular function: microtubule binding. Lineage: Eukaryota; Metazoa; Arthropoda; Insecta; Hymenoptera; Braconidae. Gene Ontology annotation, biological process: regulation of cytoskeleton organization. The transcript has 2 exons. Bases 34 to 666 code for a protein of 210 amino acids. The record is from RefSeq and is a predicted model, not a curated record. Gene Ontology annotation, cellular component: axoneme.
CCGAGAUUUAAGCUGUCGCUCUUCUUAUAAAUAAUGAGCUGGUGUAUUAAUACAGAUGAGCUAAGUGAUGAAAGCUUUUACGGAAUUAACAUCUGGCUGGAUCAAAUAACUUUCUCACGCCCGCGAAAAAAUAUUGCCAGAGAUUUUUCUAAUGCCGUAUUUAUGGCGGAGUUGUUAAAAAAGUAUUAUCCAAGAUACGUCGAUCUUCACAAUUAUUACCACGGUAAUAGUCUCGCUAAGAAGCUUGACAAUUGGAGAACGCUUAAUAAAAAAGUUUUAUCAAGAAUAAGUCUUAAAUUGGAUGAUAAACAAAUUAACGAACUUGCUACGUGUAAAGAUAAGGCAAUCGAAAACUUGUUGUUGAAAGUUAAAAAUAAAAUUUGCUAUGACUGUAACGACGAGCGUGCGUCAUUGUACUCUGUUGAUGAGCAGGACAUCGACCGAGUCCACACAAUCUUCAAUCUAGACACCCAGAGCAAGGUCAAGCCCAAAAAAGUCAUUUUUAAGCUUAAGCGGGAGCUAGAAGAAAAAAAUGAACUUGUUGAUAAGCUUAAUGAGAAAAUUAGGCAACUAGAAUAUCUUCUUCAGCUGAAAGAACAGAAAAUUAAAGACCUUUCUGCGCAAUUAGUGAGAUUUAAGUUUGUAACGAUGAAUAAAACUCGGUGA